Lolium rigidum is the source of this 2595-nucleotide messenger RNA. Its product is annotated as ATP-dependent DNA helicase DDM1-like. Gene Ontology annotation, molecular function: ATP-dependent chromatin remodeler activity; DNA binding; ATP binding. Gene Ontology annotation, cellular component: nucleus. NCBI's taxonomy places the organism in Eukaryota, Viridiplantae, Streptophyta, Magnoliopsida, Poales, Poaceae. The record is from RefSeq and is a predicted model, not a curated record. Bases 1 to 2583 code for a protein of 860 amino acids. The transcript is spliced from 14 exons.
AUGCACACACUGCCGGUCUUCUUAAAUGACCUACGCCUCCGGUUCGUCCCCAGGAGCAAUUGGCCGCCGCCACCCCUCGUCCUCGCCACCACCAUAGGCGCCCUUCCCCUGCCGCCUCGACUCCGUCGACCAUCGCCAACUUCACCGCCUGUCGACGUCGAAGCCAAGAUGGUGGUCGCCGUGGUGAAUGGGAUUACGGUGGAAGCCGCCGCCGCCGCCGCCGCCACCACUGACCCCGAUGCCGACGCCGAUUCUCCCAAAUCCGUUCUGGAGGACGAGAAAAUGCCCGAUGCCAAGGAUGAGAAAAAAGCUGUUGAUUUGAAGAUAGAGGAGGGUGAAGAGCAGCUACUGAACUCCAUCAGAGAAGACACGGCUGAUGGGUUUCUGGAUACAAGUUCAUCCCUGCCUAUUGACCUCGAGGCAAAGAACGGUGAUGCGUGCUUCAUCACAGAGGCGAUGACAAAGGAGGAAGAGCAGUUGCAUCAGGCCCGGCUUAAGGUGGAGGAAGAAGAGGAGGCCAAAAGGAGAGAAGCUGCAAGACAGCAGGCUCUCGAUCCAAAGGCACGCUUCAGCAAGCUGGACGAGCUGCUGACAAAGACGCAGCUUUAUUCGGAAUUUCUACUUGAAAAGAUGGAGCAUAUCACAGAUAAAGUUGUUGAAAUCAAAGAUGAAGAGGAACCUAUGGAAGAGCAGAAGAAAGGGCGUGGUAGAAAAAGGAAAACAAAGGCUAAGCCACAGUACAAUGAUAAGAAAGCAAAGACAGCAGUCGCAGCCAUGCUUACAAGAUCGCGUGAAGAUCAUUCUGCUGAUGAUGGCACUCUUACAGAAGAAGAAAAGUGGGAAAAAGAGCAAGCCAACCUUGUUCCAUUAUUGACUGGUGGAAAGUUGAAACCUUACCAGAUAAAGGGUGUAAAGUGGCUAAUAUCUCUGUGGCAAAAUGGUUUAAAUGGGAUACUAGCUGAUCAAAUGGGCCUUGGGAAAACAAUCCAGACAAUUGGAUUUCUUGCCCAUCUCAAAGGGAACGGUCUGGAGGGUCCAUACAUGGUUAUUGCUCCCCUUUCCACUCUGUCAAACUGGUUAAAUGAGUUAUCAAGGUUUGUUCCAUCUCUGAAUGGUCUGAUUUAUCAUGGAGAUAAAGUUGCUCGAGCAGAGCUACGGAGAAAAUUCAUGCCCAAAAAAAUAGGUCCUGAUUUUCCAAUAAUAAUCACUUCAUUUGAGAUGGCCAUGUAUGAUGCAAAAUAUCUUGCUAAUUAUGAGUGGAAGUACGUUGUUGUUGAUGAGGGGCAUCGGUUGAAAAAUACGAAUUGUAAACUAUUAAGGGAGUUAAAGCGCAUUCCGAUGGAGAAUAAGCUCCUUUUGACUGGGACACCUCUUCAGAAUAACCUAGCAGAGCUGUGGUCGCUACUGAAUUUCAUUUUGCCUGAUAUAUUCUCAUCCCAUCAGGAAUUUGAGUCAUGGUUUGAUUUUUCUGGGAAGGGAGAUGACAAACAGCAGGAAGAAACUGAUGAGAACAAAAGAGUCCAUGUUGUCUCAAAGCUUCAUGCCAUUUUGCGUCCAUUCCUUUUAAGGCGAAUGAAAGAAGAUGUGGAACACAUGCUUCCGCGAAAGAAAGAAAUAAUUAUUUAUGCUAACAUGACUGAACAUCAGAAACAAAUCCAGAAUCACUUGAUUGGGAAGACAUUCGACAACUACUUGCAUGAGAAUACAGAUAUUGUUUUGCGGAGACCCGGCAUCAAGACGAAGCUAAAUAACCUACUCGUUCAGCUGAGAAAAAAUUGUGCUCACCCUGAUCUUUUGGAUGCUGCAUAUGACUCAAACAGUUUCUAUCCACCUGUUGAUAAGCUUCUAGAACAAUGCGGCAAAUUUCAGCUGUUGGAUAGGUUACUGGAUGCUCUCCUCAAACGAAAGCACAAGGUCCUAAUAUUUUCACAAUGGACAAAAGUUUUGGAUCUCCUUGACUAUUAUUUGGAUGUGAAAGGCCUGAAGGUUUGCCGAAUUGAUGGCAGUGUUAAGUUGGAAGAGAGGAGGAAGCAGAUAGCGGAGUUUAAUGACUUGAACAGCAAUAUGAAUGUCUUCAUUCUAAGCACCCGUGCUGGUGGUCUUGGUAUCAACCUUACUUCUGCUGAUACUUGUAUCCUGUAUGACAGUGACUGGAACCCUCAGAUGGAUCUGCAGGCUAUGGACCGGUGCCACCGCAUUGGUCAAACACACCCGGUUCAUGUUUAUCGGUUGGCAACAUCGAAUUCUGUCGAGGGACGGAUUAUCAAGAGAGCUUUUGGAAAGCUGAAGCUAGAGCAUGUCGUGAUUGGGAAGGGACAGUUCCAACAAGAUGCUGCCAAGCCUAACACCUUAGAUGAGGGGGAGCUGCUGGCGCUACUGAGGGACGAGCAGGGUGAGGAAGACAGGAUGAUCCAGACGGAUAUCACCGACGACGACCUCUUGAAGGUGAUGGACCGGAGCGACCUCACCGGCCCUCCUGCCGCUGUCGAUGCUGCCCCUCUUGUCCCCCUGAAAGGUCCUGGGUGGGAGGUCGUGCUUGCCUCGAAGAGCGGCGGCGGCAUGCUCUCGGCCCUCUCCAGCUGAGCCCUGCCUGAA